AUGGCGAAGAGAGGCGCGGACAAGGAGCUCACUCAAGAUAACUGGGAUCAGGAAGAAGACGAAGAAGAAGUAUUUAGUCUAUUUUACAUUUUUAUGUUUUUUUAACAUUCCUCAUAGCUAUGUUUCUGUUAGGUUUGUUUUAGUGGCCCGAGGGCCGGUUACAAAUGUACAUUUGUUCUUGCCCACUCAAGAACGUCAAAUUACCAAAGUUCGCUCAUGUUACUUAAACGUUGUUAUUUGACAGGUUGGUCAUUUCAAAGUUGCAACUUCUGAGGAUCUAAGCAAGAGGAAGUGAGUAAAGAAAAUAAAGUUAAAAUAAGACUUGUGUUGUGCAGUAACUGCCCAUUUUGUUGUUGAAAAUCUGUUUUACUGAAGAUUUUUGAGUUACCGGUAAUGCACUUAGUAGACUAGGUAAAAAUUUCCUAUUUUGUUAAUUUUGUAUUGAACAGAGCUUUUAUCUUUUCAGUAAAGAAAACAGUUCAGGACUAACCUACAGUUUCCCUCUUCAUUACACACUGUAGCAGUAUCAUUAGAUAGUGCUAUACCAUUUAUCAUCUUGCCUCUUAUCUUUAAUCCUUUGACCCCUAUGAGUGACUAGCAUCUAAUUUCUCCUUGCAAUAACACCUCUGAAGCAUACAUUAAGGUCACGAGAAUUAAGUAAAUGAUCACCAACUCAAGAAGCUCUUGAUUCUUCAACAAAUUCUCCUUGUCAGCACCAUAGGAAAUUUAUAGAGAACAGUAUGGAGAAUAUGCACACUGAUGUUGGGGUAUAAAGGGUUAAAGUCAUGAAACAGGAUAGUGAAAGCUAUUUAUACUCAAGCUUGCUGUCUGUCAAAAACUUUUAAUUAUGCAUCGGUCCUUAUUGUUGUUUUGUUAUCAGAAUAAUCAAGGCUAAGCGACGUGUGAACACUGCAGAUAAUCAGGUACUUUGUAUUUUAGGAGUAGACUUGUCAGAGUGCCCUCUGGCAAACUCUUUGAUGUUUUUAUGUAUGUAUGUUUUUGUUUUUUUGUGUGCAAUAUUUAGACAAGCUGGCCCAGUUCAGCUCAAAGCUGUUUAAAUGGGGACCAGUAGAAACAAUAACAAAGUCAGACCAAAACACCAGGAGCUACAUUCCCUAAUCUUUGUGAGAAGUGUGUGUGUUUUUCAAUUUCUCGUAGUGGAUAAUCUGUACUUGGACUGUAAGUGGUCCACAUAGAUAAAUUACAGUCAGUCCAACAUAACUUAUUAUACCUCAACAGCAGGGUUAUUAAAAAGAUUUUGAGUAACAGAAAUGUCAUGCUGUCAUGCUUCCAUACUGAAAACUGAGCAGCAAACUUUAGUGAUAGCUGGCAUGUUUUUCAGGUUUGAUCAUGAAAUGUACCAUUUGCCAGCUUAUUUUGUCAACCCUUGCUACAAUGUUGUUGUUAGAUUGAUAGUUAGUCAUAAUCUGCUGGAAAUUAAGCUGGUACCUUACCCAGUUUAGCAAAUUUGUUUGCUGAACAUGUUGUUAGAGUGAUCAGCAUCAAAUUCCUGCUCACAAUAUCAGAGCAAUUAAGGAUCAUGAGAAUUAAGGAACUGGUCACCAAAAAAAAAUUUGCCAACCUUAAAACAAUUUUCACAGUAACUGCUGUAAGAAAAUGCAUGGAAAUCACAGAGCAAGAAUUUAUAUCUUGACUAUGGGGCUAAAGGGGUAAAAUUAAUUGUUCUUGUUUCAGCAGGGUAAAGGGGUUUUCCAAGGAUUCUCUGGUUUUGGCAGUUUAAAUAACAAUGCCACAGAUUUUGGAACCAGCACACCAGCCACCAAACCACUAACAGGUUUCUUUAGUCUGGCCUCAAGUUCAAAAAAUAUGUUCAGUGGUUUGAACAAGCCAACAACAGAAGCAUCAUCCAGCAAUCAAAAUGGCUGCAAAUCUAACUCAUCUGAGGAGUCAAAGACAACCAAAGCUCAGGGAAGUUCCUAUGAGGAUAAUUUGAAGGCCCUCAAUGAAAGCAUUGUUGCCUGGAUCCAAAAGCACCUUAACACAAAUCCAUUUGUUGAUUUAUCUCCAAUUUUCGAUGAUUAUAAGCAACACAUGAAGAACAUUGACUCAAAGUUUUCAAAUUCAACAACAGCCACAGCAAAUUCAUCAUUAACAAAGUCAGUGACAUUCAGCGCAUCUUCUCAACCUGCAGAGAGCUCAUUUUCACCAUUCGGUGGUCCUCCUCCUCCUCAAGCAUCACAAGAAACAAAAGGAAACAAAUCAAAUACUUUAAAUACAGGUGAGAAUAAUUUAUUUUGCAUAAUCUGUUUACAAUGGAUUUGCUCCUUAGGGGGUCACUGGGUAUCAAGAACUGCUUAUCUUACAAGUCACUAUCCCAUCUUUUGCACAAAACAACUCAACAUGAGUCCUUUAACUUUCUGCAUUGAUAUCUGGUUUUGGAAUUUUAAAAAAAAAGAUAUACACUGGUUAUUGGUUCUACCCCCACCAAAGUGAAAAUGGUAUAGCAUUACAAAGAUUGCAAGAGAAUGAUAUGAUUUAUCAAGCAUAGAGAUUUACCAUAAUCUAUUUCAAUCUGAAGCCAACAGUGAUCCUUUAUCUUGCCCAGCAUUGACACAGAUUGUAUUUCAACAGAAUGUUAGUGUAGUAGUAUAAAUCAACAGUCUAUAAACAAGAUAAAGUCUUAGCUGCAAUUGAUUUAAAAGAAAUCCAGUCAAAUUUAACUCCUCUGCUCCCUGUGCCUUUGCCAGCGGGUUUGCAUGAAUAUAUCCAUUACCUUUUGGAGUGAAUAGGGCUUCAAUUUGCAAGUACUGUGGUUGGCUGAGUGCUGUCAUACUCUUUUGAUGAAGCUAGUUUUAUUAUACAACUAAUUUUAGAGAUUUUCUGUUGUUUAAUUGUAGAAGCUCCAAGCUCAGAGACAAGUGCUGCAGAGAGUCAGCCUGGAACAUCAGGGGAAGAGAAUGCAGAGGAAGAAGUUCCUAAACCAAAAAGGUGAUCAAGUCAUGAAUAGUAGAAUAUCUCAGAGUGGAGUAAACUUCUCUUUUUUUUUGUUAUGGAAAGGUUCUUUUUUUUUUAAGAGGUAUUGUUUUUUUUGUCUGUUUGGUUACAGACUGUUGUCUCCUAUGAUACUGUGAAACCCUAGUGGGACUCCAAGGGAGUCAUAAAGUGUGUGAAUCAAUAUAGAUUUGUAUAAACUGUGGUGUUUAACAAGGAAUUACAGCCCUUAGAAUAGCCAUAACUGCACAUUUGUAAAUUGACAAUAGUUUUUACAUGUGUUGGAUAUUGCCAAUUAGCUGCCGUCGCGUCACUGGCCUCUCAUGACACUCUCUCAGGUUGAUGAAAAAAAAUGCAUUCAUCAUUCUCAUUCAACUAAUGAAAUAAACUUUUCUUGUAAGUGAAGGCCAGUGGUGUUUAGAUAAUCGUGUUUUAAUCUAUAAUUAUCUCACUCAUUCCCUGCACUCAUGCAUGAGUUUUCUAGUUGAACAUUCAAAGAGAAAUUCCACGUCACACAUGUUUUAUUCUCUAUCAUACCAUAUCUCUGUUUCAUCUUUGUUUAAAUGGUGGAGAUUGUUGCUUUUUUGUUAAAUGUUGUUUUUGUAAAAUUGGACUUGACGAUAUAGACAUUAUCCCUGACUAAUAAUGUGUUAUUUUUGCUCACAUUUUAUUCCAGUGUUGUGGUAGCUGAAGAAGGAGCUUUCCAUUCCAUCAGGUGCAAGCUAUUUUUUAAGCGUGAAUCAUCUUGGGUUGAACUGGGAAUUGGAAUGCUGAACUUGAAGAAACUUGAAGGAAAAACUCAAUUGCUGGUGCGGAAUGAUACAGCCCUUGGAAAAAUAGUGUUGAACGUGUAUCUGGCAGAAAACACUCCAAUCAGUAGAUCAGGGAAGAACAAUGUAAUGUUAAUAUCUGUUCCAAAUCCUCCACUCUUCUCCAAAGAUGCUGAAGGAGACAACAGCAAACCUGCAACAUAUUUAAUUAGAGUGAAAACGAGUGAAGAUGCAGAUGAACUUUUCAAAAAAAUGGAGACAAACAAAACUUAAACAAAUUAACAAUGCUUACUUUUUGAUACAAAGUGGACAAAGUUUGCACAGUUUUUAAAACUUUUUUUUUUAAUACACUUGGCAUAGCAAGAUGAUUGCCUUAGGAAAGAGCUUAUUUUUAGUGUUAGACCAGGCAAUGAAUAAAAUUGUUAAUUUGAAAAGUCACUUUGGAGAGUUGGGCUGAAUCUUCAUGUCAUUUUGAGUGUCACAUUAACUUUCCAGUCAAAAGUUGUUUUUUUUUGUUUAUCAUGUGUAAAAUUUUACUUUUUUCUGUGUUUCAGUUCAAGUGCACUUAAAAUUUCCCCAAUUUUGUUUCCAUGUAAGUGAAGCUGAUGAUGUUGUGGAAAAGAAUCCUUUAUAAUUCAAGCAUUUUUUCAUUGAUAUUUUAAUUUAAUCCUCUCUGAAGUAUUCUUUUAAUUUAAAAAUAAACUGAGCGUUUUGAUUAUUUUGUUUUUUUUUUCUAAUGUAUUUUGUAACUACCAUUUGACAUUGGCAAAUGCUCUGAGAACAGGCACCC
Pocillopora meandrina is the source of this 4512-nucleotide messenger RNA. The record is from the annotation of a GenBank genome assembly. NCBI's taxonomy places the organism in Eukaryota, Metazoa, Cnidaria, Anthozoa, Scleractinia, Pocilloporidae.